Schistocerca serialis cubense is the source of this 1061-nucleotide messenger RNA. RefSeq names its product ATP synthase lipid-binding protein, mitochondrial (gene ATPsynC). The transcript is spliced from 5 exons. Lineage: Eukaryota; Metazoa; Arthropoda; Insecta; Orthoptera; Acrididae. The coding region runs from base 151 to 570 and encodes 139 amino acids. Gene Ontology annotation, molecular function: proton transmembrane transporter activity. The record is from RefSeq and is a predicted model, not a curated record. Gene Ontology annotation, biological process: proton motive force-driven ATP synthesis; proton transmembrane transport.
UCGGCCAUUCAGGUUUUAGAAGCAACCAAGGUCGGUUCCUCCUUCACUCUGCGCGCUGGUAAGUUGUGAGGUCGGUAGUAAGUCGGGAAGGAAAUAGGAAGGAAUUAGCUGGUUUGCAGUAGGUUUUGGCCAACACCACCAAUUUCAAAAAUGUUCGCUUGUGCACGACUGAUCGCUCCUGCUGCCAGGACUGCUCUUGUGAGCGGAGCACGAUCCUACAUCCGACCUAUCAGCAGCAUAGCUGUUAACAGCCACAGCCCCUUAUUGCAGAAUGCACCGGCGUCACCAUCGAUUAGCCUGCUUCCAGCAGUGCGAAACUUCCAGACCACAACUGCAACGAGAGACAUUGACUCUGCUGCAAAGUUCAUUGGGGCAGGAGCUGCCACUGUAGGUGUUGCAGGUUCAGGUGCUGGAAUUGGAACAGUAUUUGGCUCCCUAAUCAUCGGUUAUGCAAGAAAUCCAUCACUUAAGCAGCAGCUUUUCUCCUAUGCCAUCCUGGGGUUUGCCCUGUCUGAGGCCAUGGGGCUAUUCUGUUUGAUGAUGGCCUUCUUGUUGUUGUUCGCAUUUUAAGUGCAUUUUAGUUCACACCUGCUCACUGCCGAUGGGGGUAUGCCCUUUAAAGGGAGGGAGAGGGGAUGAGAACCUAGUGGACAGAGGCAUUCAUUGGGGAAAGGUGUGGCAAGAAGCAAUGUCCCUCCCUGACAGUGUAAGAGGGCUCUUCAUAAAACUGGACAGUUGCACCACCUUUCGGGGCAUUGUGUAAACAUUGUCUACUUUUCUCCGUUGUCUGCUCUCAACAUAGCAAAACUUGAGCUGCCUGCUGUGUGUGUGUAAAAUGCUGCAGAAAGUAGGAGUGACUGAAACUUGUAUAGUAAGCUACAAAGAUUGUAUUUCAUUUUGAGUAUGAUUAAUUCAGAGUAAUUCUGUUAAAAAAUAAAACCCCGUGAAUUGUUAUAGAAAUUUGUCAUAUUUAUUUCUUGCACUUUGUAGCACCUUAAUUGAAUGAAUGGUGUAAACUGUACAGCAUAAAUGGAAGUAAAGUGGAAAGGAAAUGUUUCUUA